Messenger RNA from Megalobrama amblycephala (Wuchang bream), 1715 nucleotides. RefSeq lists its product as uncharacterized. Gene Ontology annotation, biological process: neuropeptide signaling pathway. Gene Ontology annotation, molecular function: G protein-coupled receptor activity; neuropeptide binding. Gene Ontology annotation, cellular component: membrane; neuron projection. Bases 792 to 1715 code for a protein of 307 amino acids. The transcript has a single exon. Lineage: Eukaryota; Metazoa; Chordata; Actinopteri; Cypriniformes; Xenocyprididae. The record is from RefSeq and is a predicted model, not a curated record.
CUGUCUGUCAUUGUGUUUGAUGUCUUCAUUAGAUGACAGUGGUGACUAAUGCCAGGUUGUCAUAACUAGUAACUAGGAUAUUUUGUGCAAGUCAGCUUUAUUUCUACAGCGCUUUAUACAGCAGGGAUUGUUUCAAAGCAGCUUCACAGUAAUAAACAGAAUCAAUGAUGCAAACUACACCAAAUAUGAGACAAAUAGAGUUAUAAUUCAGAUCAAUUCCGCUCCAGUUUUGUUCUCAUUAGACAUUGUCAAUCCAAAUAAAUUGUAAAAGUGUUACUAUGGUAAAAUAUUUAUAAAGGUGAAAAUAUAUUUCAAAGACCUGAAGUCGAACACAGCAUGAUUGUGGUAAUGAAUGUGGAAGGAUAUAUAUAUCAAAUCAUGUGAGAUUGGCAACCCGAAAGCACCUUUGUACUACUCCACAUAACUUUGUAAAAAUAAUUUUCGUAGUUUUGAUGGAGUCAGAGAUCUGUAAUUAUUCCAUACGAAUGUGUGACGCAGAGAAAUGUUUUUAAUUAAAAAUAAUGAAAGCUGCUCUGCUUGGAACCCAAUAACUCAUAUUUAUUGCCAAUCAACAAGUCAGCAAUGAAGAUGGGAAGCUCCAUGGAGAAAUUAAGAUGAAGGACACCAAAGCUCUAAGGCAUCAAUUACAGCAUUCCCAGAUCUCUGAGUUCUUCAGCUUUUCCUUAAGCUCCAAUUAAAUCGGAUGCAGUGACAUCACAGAUACUGUGAACCGCUGGAGCAGAAAGUGGAAUAAAAGCCUCCGAACGCAUCGACCGUCACCUGAGCUGAAGAUGGAGGGAAUGUACGUGGAUCUUCUGGCUUUGAGGAUCGUCAUCUCUAUCGUUGGCGUCGUAGGAAACACAAUCUUGAUCAUCUCCAUCCUUCAAACGACGCGCCUGAAGUCCUUCGAGAUCUUUCUUCUCGGUCUAGCUGCAGCAAACCUGGAGGAGAUCGUGAUCGUUGACCUUUACGACAUCUUGCUUUUUCGCACCUCGUACAGGAUGAGCACCUGGACUUGCCGGGGCCUCAAAUUCCUCACCAUCUUCGGCGAGAUCGGCAGCAUCCUCUUCACGGUCCUCAUCAGCGUUUACCGGUAUCAGAAGCUGCGAGACGUGCACACGCGGGUCAACCUGCCCGUCUUCAUGGACAGCCUGCGCUCGGCCGGCGUUCUCGCUGGGUUUUGCGCCACGGUGGCUUUGCUCUUCGGUUUGCCCAUGCUUCUGGUAAACCUGGAUUGGAGUCACCUGAACUCUUCCUCUCCGGCCUGUCCGGUCGAUUUCUUCCAGUGCUCAUUAACCAGGUGCCCGACUCGCAACCGCGUCUACAAGUUCUCCUUCCUCCUGGUGUGCAACCUGCUGCCUCUGCUUAUCGUCACACUAACGAGCAGCAUGAUCGUCAGGAUUUUAAUCGUUCAGCAGAAGGCGCUGAGGGUCCGGCAGGGCCCGAGUGUCGCGACGACAACGACGACGACAGCCCAACAGCGGCCCAAGAAGUCAGGCUUCCAGCGAAGUACGCUGGCCAUCCUGAUGGCCAUGACGCUCUUCCAGGUCAACUGGAGCAUCUAUCUGAUCCUGCAUCUGGCGUGUGAUCCGUACAGCUUCCCGGCCUGGUCCGAGGUGGAGUUCUUCAUCACCACCUUCUACACAGCCAUCAGCCCGUAUGUGUACGGCAUCGGCAACAACCUUUUCAACCUGAAGCGCUUCAUGGGUAGAUAA